GGAGGCAGCCAGAAGCACAGAGACACAGAGAGAGGAAGAGUGUGUGUGAGUGAGUGUGUGUGCAUGUAUGUGUGAAAACACUGCGCAUGUGUGACUGAGAGAUGCACUGACUGGAGCAGACGGACGAGGAGAAAGAGCAGUAAUGAACAGCAGCUGAGGCAAGAGGAGAGAUAACAGGAGCAGAAGGAGGAGAGAGGUUUUACCUGAAGACCAGCAGAAAGAGAGAACUGGGAGUCAGCGCAGAAGCUCAGCAGAGAAGAAGCUGUGAAACCUGAAAGAAGAGGAAAACAGGGGAUGGAGAGAGAGAUACCAGAGGGUCAGUCACAGCUCGGAGGAGAAGGAGGGUUGGCAGAGUGAAGGACAAAGGUACCAGAGAGGAGACGAGGGAUGCGGAGGUCGAUGAAAGCAGCCCGAGACAUGAUGUGCUUCCUCCAUCUUACAUCUCCUCCAUCUCUUCCUCCCCUCGCUGCUGCUCAUUGUUCAUCCUUGUAGAAGCAAACAGGACAGGAGAGAGCAUCCUCCCUCUGGACAAAGCAGCUUGGUUGAUCUUCACAGAGACAUCUCAGCAAAAAAAGCUGGACCGAGAGCGAGGAAGGCGAGAAAGGGCGAGAACAAGACGAGUGACAGACAGGUAGAUGGACCAAAGGAAACACGUUAUGGAUCUGAGGAAAAGGGAGACAAGCACAGAGGCGUCCUAACUGUUAUCACUCUCUCUGCUCGGUUUGGGAGGACUGUCUGAAAGUCCAAAUACAAACCCCUUCACUCCCACCUCUGAGGAAUUCAGGAGCCUUGGAGUUUGAAGGAGUCAUUCCUGGAGCAUUAUAAAAGGACCUCCUCCCUCCUUCUUAUCAACAAGCCACUGACAGGGUCUCACAGGGUCACCUGACCACACCGGACCAAGAGCAGAGAGAAAGACUGAAGCUUACUCUUUCUUUCUCACGCACUCAAGUCAAUGUGUAACACACCCGCAGCCAAAAACAGGAAGUUAAGCUUGAGCGAGAAACACAUUUAAAGUCUCAUUUGACAAGGGAAGAGUUUCCCUUAACAGGCCACAGGAUAUAGUUUCAGACAAUACCUCCUGGACCUUUUCUGAACUGCCUGUAAUCAACCCCCAAACCACUCUGUGAAUGCAGAAAUCCACCAACCUGUACUGUAUGUAUAUAUGUGAGCAUUUGCGUGCAUUUGAGAUUAUUUAUAUUAUAUCUUUGUGCUAAAGUAACGGUCUUCUUAUAUGAAUAUACAUUUCAGCAGGUAGCCAUCAAAGACAGCACAGGAAACAUCAGCAUAACUGGGUUAAACAACAAAAAACUACCUUCAAGUAGUCAACACUGGUCGGAAAGUGUAAGCUGGACUGUUAAACCAUCUGUUCACAUUAGCUUCAGUUUGCAGUGCUCUGGCUGAGCUCCUCUAUCUGUCUCGUCCUCAUAAAGACUCAGGCUGACAACAGCGCCCACCAGGGGGGGAUCUCUUGAGGGAAACAUGGAGGCAACCAUCCGUCCCCAUGUUCCCUCCAAUGGCUGACUUUAGAGAAAGAGUCCAAUCUUUUUCCCCUUGUGCAGAACCAGGCAGGGGUGUCUGAUUAGAGCCACAGCCCCUCUCUCUUCCACCUCCAAAAACGUGCGAAUGUCCUGCCUCAGGCGUCAGCCCGUCACCAUCCCCAUGGACACCGUCAAGAUCAUCCAGUCGGAGAAGUUCCCCAGAGAGUGCCCUGUGCCCGUCACCCAGCCGCGCUAUGCCCCGCCCCCCAGAGUGGCGUGGGACGGCGGAGGCGAGGGCGAGAUCAUCGUCAACCAGGCCUGCAGCGACCUGACGCUGGACAUAUCCGGCUCCCCCAGGCCCAUGGUGUCUCCGCCGGCCCCGAUGACUCGCAGGGAGCAGAGCUUCCUGGCGCAGCGCAAAACCAGUGCCAACGAAAUCUGCUACCACCAGUUCCACUACAAGAUGGAGGACGUCAUAGUCAACCAGUACGUGCUGCGCUCCUCCUCCACCUCCUCGUCCACGUCCUCCUCCUCCUCCUCGGGGCCCGUCAUGCCCUGCGAGCCCCUGGACUGCCCCACCUGCGGCCACACCUACAACUUCGCCGGGAAGCGUCCGCGCAUCCUCUCCUGCCUGCACUCGGUGUGCGAGGAAUGCCUGCAGAUCCUCUACGAGUCCUGUCCCAAGUACAAGUUCAUCUCCUGCCCCACGUGCCGGCGCGAGACGGUGCUGUUCACUGACUAUGGCCUGGCUGCUCUGGCCAUCAACACCAGCAUCCUGAGCCGCUUGCCCUCCGACCCCAACGGGCCCGUGCAGUGGGGGGGGGACGCCGACCGCAGCUGCUACCAGACUGUGCGUCAAUACUGCCAGUCAGCCUGCACCUGCCAGAUCGCCAACCCCUUGUCCUCCUGUGGCAUCAUGUAGACAAGGGGGCCACUGCAGGCAUGACUCCACGCUGCUCCCCACCACCACCUCCACCACCACUCUUUACAUACUAUAAGCUCUACCCUCUCUGCCAACCCCCUCUCUCUCUCUCACAUGCAGUAAAUAAAAUCCUCCAUAGAUGUUAUCUCUAUAUAUUUAAUAGCACAGACUGAUGCUGUGUGGGACUAAUGGAUGCUGGUGGUUCAAUAAAUAGUAAAUAAAUGUAUUUUAUGUAUGGACUGGAAUCCUAUUCACCUUCUCUCGUUUGGUUGGACGUGUUUGUCAUUGACAUCUCUUUACAUGGGAAUGCCAGGGGAGGUCUAUCCGCUCCCCCCCAAACUAGGUGAAUAAAGAUUAAAUAAAUGCGAAAGUA
Molecule: messenger RNA, 2773 nt
Organism: Amphiprion ocellaris (clown anemonefish)
Lineage: Eukaryota; Metazoa; Chordata; Actinopteri; Pomacentridae
Gene: rnf208
Product: ring finger protein 208
Exons: 2
Coding region: 1624-2400 (258 amino acids)
Biological process (GO): protein ubiquitination
Molecular function (GO): ubiquitin protein ligase activity
Source: RefSeq, a predicted model, not a curated record